Molecule: messenger RNA, 2255 nt
Organism: Rhincodon typus (whale shark)
Lineage: Eukaryota; Metazoa; Chordata; Chondrichthyes; Orectolobiformes; Rhincodontidae
Exons: 5
Coding region: 63-629 (188 amino acids)
Molecular function (GO): calcium ion binding
Source: RefSeq, a predicted model, not a curated record
AUAAACUGCAAUCUGGAGAAUUGUUUCAGAGACUAUAUCUGGAGAAUUGCUUUGUGUGAGACAUGGGCCAGAGUGCUGUGCUUCCUCCAAGGAGGAAGGAUACAUAUGUUCUGGAACUUCAUGUAUGGUACAGAAAAUUCAUCAAAGAGUGUCCUAGUGGGUUGAUCACCCUUCAUGAGUUCAGGCGACACUUUUGUGAUGGGACUGUGGGUCCCAAGUCUUCCGAAUACGCUGAGCAGAUCUUCAGGACUCUGGAUGAUAACAGGGAUGGGACCGUCGAUUACCAUGAAUAUGUGACUGGUGUCAGUCUUCUGAUACAGGGCACUCCGGAAGAAAAGCUGAAGUGGUCGUUUAAACUUUAUGACAAGGAUAAGGACGGAGCAAUUACUCGUUUAGAGAUGCUGGAAAUUAUGCAGACGAUAUAUAAAAUGGGCUUGGCUGCAUCACUGACUAAAGUUGACCCCCAAACUGCUGAAGAAUGCACCAACAGAAUUUUCGUUCAGCUGGACAAAGACAGAGAUGCUGUUAUCAGCCAGCAGGAAUUUAUCGAAGGAGCUCUGGGGGAUCAGUGGAUCCGUGCAAUGCUGGAAUGUGAUCCCAAUACGGUCGACGUUCCAAGGUGUCCUUAGCUGUCUCAUUCUGCUAAUGAGCAUUUCAUAUUGAGAAUUCAACAAGGUUGAUCUGAAAUAAAGGGCUCAAUGGAUUCGCCCUACAGCCAGACCCAAUCACUUGGGGGGAACUGCUGCGAAGAACGCAAAAUUAAAAGGGGGUUUGCAGACCCCAACCUCAGCUGCACUUCUUGCGUUCCCACACCUCUGCCCUCACAUCCCCUUCCCCCAGCAAAAACAAAGACAGAAAUCUCCCUUGUCCGUGCGUAUCACCCACUAUCCUCCAUAUCCAACGUAUCACUCCCGCCACCUACAAACCAACCCCACAACCAGAGAUAUUUCCCUCCCCACCCUUAUCUGCCUUUUGUAGGGACUGCUCUCUCUAUGUCUCCCUCGUCUGCUCCACACUCCUCACUAAUUACACCACCUCCGACACUUUUCCCUGCAACCGCAGGAAGUGCUACACCUGCCCCUAUACCUCCUCCAUCACUCAGAAUCCCUACAGUGUGGAAACAGGCCCUUCGGUGGAACAAGUCCACACUGACCCUUGCAGCAUCCCACCCAGACCCAUCCCCCUAUAACCCACACGUCCCUGAACACUAUGGGCAAUUUAGCAUGGCCAAUCCACCUAGCCUGCACAUCUUUGGACUGUGGGAGGAAACCGGAGCACCCGGAGGAAACCCACGCAGACACAGGGAGAAUGUGCAAACUCCACACGGAUAGUCGCCCAAAGCUGGAAUUGAACCUGGGUCCCUGGCGCUGUGAGGCUGCAGUGCUAACCACUGAGCCACCGUGCCUCCAUUCAAGGCACAAAACAAACCUUCCACAUUAAACAGAGAUUCACCUGCACAUCCGUCAAUGUGGUCUACUGCAUCCGCUGCUCCCGAUGUGGCCUCCUCCACAUCGGUGAGACCAAGAGGAGGCUCGGAGACCAUUUUGUAGAGCAUCUGCACUCUGUUUGCAACAAAAAACACCACCUUCUGGUUGCGAGCCAUUUUAACUCCCCCUCCCACUCCCUGGGUGACAUGUCCAUCCUGGGCCUCCUCCAGUGUCACAAUGGUGCCACAUCAUCCCCACCUCCUUAACCUCACACAACCUGUCCAUCUUCUCUCCCACUUAUCUGCCCCUCCCACCUCACUGACCAACGCCAACCACUGCCUACCUGCGCCCAUCUAUCACCAUCCCACCUAUCUUCCCCAGCCCCACCCCUCCUCUCUAUUUAUUUCUGAGAUCCCUUUCCCCUCCCCAUUUCUGAAGAAGGGUCCUGACCCGAAACGUCAGCUUUCCUGCUCCUCUGAUGCUACCUGGCCUGCUGUGUUCCUCCAGCUCCACACUGUGUUAUCUCUACAAAAUUACAGGGAAGUACUGUAACUGGAAAUAAAAGGAACAUCCUGAAAUUAUCAUGUAAGGACGGAAUUUGCAGUCAGCAAUUUUACCACAGUUUGUCAUGUUUGUCACAUUUGUCCCAUACACCUGUGUUAAAUAAAUGCAAGAAGGAACUUUCCAAUAGGGAGAGAUGAUUACCUAAUGAUAAUAUCAUUUGUAAUCCUGAGGGUUCAGGCUAAUGCUCCUGCAACUAGGUUAAAAUCUCCCACAGCUGUUUGUGAAUUCUGAAUUCAACUAAUAAAUCUGAAGAUUGACACCACA